CUCGGCGCCGGACUCGGGCGGGGAGGAAGACGGGGUGGGAGGGAGCGAGCGGGGGAGGGGGGGCGCGCGCGCAAGGGCCCCCCAGCCCGCGAGGCGAGGGGCGGGGCGGCGCGCGGAUCGAUGGGCGAAGCUGGGGCGGAAUUUCAAUCCCAGGAGCGAAGUUAGAGCCGGGAGGACGGCGGCGGCGGCGGCGGCGGGCGCAGCCCCGGAAAGGUCACUCGCUGGCCGGUCUGGGUGGGGGCCCCCUGCAGGCGUUUUCUCCUCCAACACAGAACGACAGCCUCUGGCAUCGAAAGCAGACUCUUCCAGGCAUCAGCGGUGUGACCUUGGGGCAGGGGGAGCUGCCCUGGUGACCAUUUGUCCUGCGCUCCGUCUGGACCCAUGCUCUUCCUCUGUGUCCUGCGAUGAGGAGAAGAUGUCCGUGACGCCCACGGGGAGGGACCCACCAGCCCGUCCCUCUCAGCCGCGUCAGGUCGCCGGGGGGCCCUGACCCAAAGCAGGACCAGCUGAGCUGGAGCUGCAGGGUGGAGCUGUCCGGACGCGCAGGCCGAUGGGGACGGAGGUCACGGCCAUGGCAGGACGCGGGCGGACGACGAGAGGCGGCGGGCAGUGAGGGAGGCGCGUCCCUCCCAGCACUCGCGCCGUGCGACCAUGCGGUUUGGGACAGGACGCCCCUGAGUCUGCAAGCAGCCUCCCCUCCCGCCCCCUGUCCCUUCGGAGGCUGCAGCCCGGCCCCCCACCCAGUCACCUCACCCCACCCCUGGGCAGGCUGAGCGGGGUCUCCCGCGAGGGCGGUCCCAAUGGCCGGGGGCCGGUGGGGUGCGCUGUGGGUGUGCGUGGCGGCCGCCGCCCUGCUGCACGCGGGCGGGCUGGCCCGUGGCGACUGCUGGCUGAUUGAGGGCGACAAGGGUUUCGUGUGGCUGGCCAUCUGCAGCCAGAACCAGCCGCCGUACGAGGCCAUCCCGCAGCAGAUCAACAACACCAUCGUGGAUCUGCGGCUGAACGAGAACCGCAUCCGCAGCGUGCAGUACGCGUCGCUGAGCCGUUUCGGCAACCUCACGUACCUCAACCUCACCAAGAACGAGAUCGGUUACAUCGAGGACGGCGCCUUCUCCGGCCAGUUCAACCUGCAGGUCCUGCAGCUGGGCUACAACCGGCUGCGCAACCUCACGGAGGGCGUGCUGCGCGGCCUGAGCAAGCUGGAGUACCUGUACCUGCAGGCCAACCUCAUCGAGGUGGUGACGCCCAGCGCCUUCUGGGAGUGCCCCAACAUCAUCAACAUCGACCUGUCCAUGAACCGCAUCCAGCGGCUGCACAGCUCCACUUUCGCCGGCCUGGCCAAGCUGUCCGUGUGCGAGCUCUAUAGCAACCCCUUCUACUGCUCCUGCGAGCUCCUGGGCUUCCUGCGCUGGCUGGCGGCCUUCACCAACGCCACGCAGACCUACGACCGAAUGCAGUGCGAGUCGCCGCCCCUCUACUCCGGCUACUCCCUCCUGGGCCAGGGCCGCCACGGCCAGCGCAGCAUCCUCAGCAAGCUGCAGUCCGUGUGCACCGACGGCUCCUACGCGGCCGAGCCCCACCCGCUGCCGGGCCGCUCGCCACCGGGCCGCUCGCCGCCGCCGCCGCCACUGCCCCCCGAGCCCAGCGAGGCCCCCUGCGCCGACGACGAGUGCUUCUCCGGCGACGGCACCACGCCGCUGGUGGCCCUGCCCACGCUGGCCACCCAGGCCGAGGCCCGUCCGCUCAUCAAGGUCAAACAGCUGACGCAGAACUCGGCCACCAUCACGGUCCAGCUGCCCAGCCCGUUCAACCGCAUGUACACGCUGGAGCAUUUCAACAACAGCAGAUCGUCCACCGUGUCCAGGCUCACGAAGGCCCAGGAGGAGAUCCGCCUGACCAACCUCUACGCGCUCACCAACUAUACCUACUGCGUGGUCUCCACCAGCUCGGGGCUGCACCACAACCACACCUGCCUCACCAUCUGCCUGCCCAAGCCGCCCAGCCCGCCGGGCCCCGUGCCCAGCCCCUCCACGGCCACCCACUACAUCAUGACCAUCCUGGGCUGCCUCUUCGGCAUGGUGCUGGUGCUGGGCGCUGUCUAUUACUGCCUGCGUAAGCGGAGACGCCAGGAAGAGAAGCACAAGAAGGCGGCCUCGGCGGCCGCGGCCGGCAGCCUCAAGAAAACCAUCAUCGAGCUCAAGUACGGGCCCGAGAUGGAGGCGCCCGGCCUGGCCCCGCUGUCCCAGGGCCCGCUGCUGGGACCCGAGGCUGUGACCCGCAUCCCGUACCUGCCGGCGGCCGCCAGCGAGGUGGAACAGUACAAGCUGGUGGAGAGCGGCGAGACCCCGAAGGCCAGCAAGGGCAACUACAUGGAGGUGCGCACCGGGGAGCCCACGGAACACCGGGACUGCGAGCUGGGCCGGCCGGGCCCCGACAGCCAGAGCUCGGUGGCCGAGAUCUCCACCAUCGCCAAGGAGGUGGACAAGGUCAACCAGAUCAUCAACAACUGCAUCGAUGCCCUCAAGUCUGAGUCCACCUCCUUCCAGGGCGGCAAGUCCGGGGCCGUGUCCACGGCCGAGCCACAGCUGGUGCUGCUGUCCGAGCCGCUGGCCGGCAAGCACGGCUUCUUGUCGUCCGUGUACAAGGACACCUUCGCCCAUGGUCUGCAGCGGCACCACAGCGUGGAGGCGGCCCCCGGACCCCCACGCUCCACCACCCCGGCCGGCGGCUCCGUGCGCAGCCCGCGCGCCUUCCGUGCCGAGGCCGCCGGGGUGCACAAGGCCGCGGCCGCUGAGGCCAAGUACAUCGAGAAGAGCUCGCCCGCGGCCGAUGCCAUCCUCACUGUGACGCCCGCGGCCGCCGUGCUGCGGGCCGAGGCCGAGAAGGGCCGCCAGUACGGCGAGCACCGGCACUCGUACCCCGGCUCCCACCCCGCCGAGCCGCCCGCGCCCCCCGCGCCCCCGCCCCACGACAGCCUGGGCGGCCGCAAGCCAUCCAUCCUGGAGCCGCUGACCCGGCCGCGGCCUCGCGACCUGGCUUACUCACAGCUGUCCCCACAGUACCACAACCUGAGCUACUCCUCCAGCCCCGAAUACCCCUGCCGGGCCUCCCAGAGCAUCUGGGAACGCUUCAGACUGAGCCGCCGACGCCACAAGGACGACGCGGAGUUCAUGGCGGCCGGCCACGCGCUGCGCAAGAAGGUCCAGUUUGCCAAGGAUGAGGAUCUGCACGACAUCCUGGACUAUUGGAAGGGCGUGUCUGCGCAGCACAAGUCCUGAGCCCCGCUCUCUCCCUUCCGCCCCCGCCCGCCCGCAACUCGUGACGCCCACUGGACCAAAAAGGACACAAAACUCAUUGCAGCUAUUUGUAACCCAGAGACUCUCACGCGAACCUGACACACACGCGUGCACACGCGUGACAGCAGCCGCUGAAGCCGGGCCCCGCGGAGAAGGUGGGGGGGGGGGCCCAGGGUACCCACGGAAGGGAGCGGCGGCCGGGUGCGCACUCCUGUGCCGAGCCGGGCCCCCCGGAGUGAGCGGCCUGUCUGCGCGCACACUGCGCGCACACACUG
Molecule: messenger RNA, 3571 nt
Organism: Equus quagga
Lineage: Eukaryota; Metazoa; Chordata; Mammalia; Perissodactyla; Equidae
Gene: ELFN1
Product: extracellular leucine rich repeat and fibronectin type III domain containing 1
Exons: 4
Coding region: 801-3278 (825 amino acids)
Cellular component (GO): plasma membrane
Molecular function (GO): protein binding
Source: RefSeq, a predicted model, not a curated record